GCGCUUGGCGCAAUAUCACUCCUGUUUAGCAUCGCCGAGGCAGGGUGCGCUGAAGUUGGCUCCGGCGACGGAAACAACCCACUAAGAUGCAAAUCAUAUUCCAUCCCGAGAGACAUCGGCACUAGCGUCACCGUCGGCUUGCAAACCCUCUCGAUCGGCAGAACGAAUCCAACCCAA
Colletotrichum acutatum is the source of this 177-nucleotide messenger RNA. RefSeq lists its product as uncharacterized. The record is from RefSeq and is a predicted model, not a curated record. The transcript has a single exon. Lineage: Eukaryota; Fungi; Ascomycota; Sordariomycetes; Glomerellales; Glomerellaceae. The annotation marks the transcript as partial.